GACGUGCCGGCCAAUGGGAGGAGGCCACGUAGGACGCAUGACGUGGUUCGCGGCCAACGAAACGGAUCUCGCGGCGGCCCAGGCAAAAGCCGUGCGGAGCGGAUUGAACGUACGGGCCAGGCCGGGCCGUAGCGAAAUCGAGAGCGUUUUCCAUUCGUGUUAUGAGAUUAGUUUUUUUAUUCGUGUCCGAAAAUCACUUCCAACACCCGAUCAAACAUUCGAUGUGACAACCAAAAAUUUUCUUUUCGCAGACUAAACACACCCUAAAAUAGAGUCUAGAGGUAAUAUAAAAUUGCCACUGAGAAAGAGAAAAGAAGGGCAAUUUGCGUGCUGGAUCUCAUCUGUGCGGGUGCGCAGUGUCAGUCUCCUACACUCUACCUGUCUCUCCUACUGUUCAGCCGUAAGCAUCGUGGCCAUUCAUUCGCCAAUUCGUCGCCGCCGCCCAACACGCUACGCCCGCUGCUCGCUCGGCGAAAUGUCGCUAAGGCGCUUCGACCUCGAGAUCGCCUCCCGGGAGCUUGUCCGGGCGUCGCGCCCGCCGCCAGGCUUCCCGCCCGUCCUCGCCGUCUCCAACCUUGACCUCAUCCUCGGCCCCUUCCCCAUCUACCUCGUCUCCGUCUACGCUCCCCCGCCGGGCGGCGUCGCCGCCGUGGUGUCCGCCGUCCGCGCCGCGCUCCCGGCGUACCUCUCCCACUUCUUCCCCUUCGCCGGCCGCGUCGUGCGGGACCCGGCGACGAACAUCCCCGAGGUCGCCUGCAACAACGCCGGUGCCGAGCUCGUCGUGGCCGACGCCGCCGUGCCCCUCGCGGCCGUUGACUUCGCGCAGGUCGACCGCUCGAUCGGGCUGAUGCGCGUGGCGUUCGACGCGAGCCUCCCGCUGUCGCUGCAGCUGGUCAGGUUCGCGUGCGGCGGGUUCUCGCUGACGGUGGCGACGAAUCACCUCCUCGCCGACGGGAGGGCGUUCAUCGUGUUGCUCAACGCCUUGGGGGAGAUGGUCAGAGAGGGGAGGCUCACCAGCGAGCCGCUGCUCGAUCGAUCCCUGCUCAUGCCGCGGUCGCCGCCGCGGUUCAGCCCGUCGCUGGACGAGGAGUUCUCGAGGUUCACGCCGGCCACCAUGAUCAAUCCCCUCAUGGCGGCGGCCAUCCAGCGGCGCCUGUACCGCAUCGAGGCCGCCGACCUCGAGCGUCUCCGGGAGGAGGCGUCGGCCGGCGGCGGCGGCGGCCGGCGCGCCACCCGCUUCGUGGCGCUCUGCGCGCACGUGUGGAAGCUCCUCGCCCGUGCCGUCGGCGACUCCGACACCCACUGCCGGAUGGCGUGGAUCAUCGACGGCCGGAAGCGGCUCGAGCCGCCGUCGGUGGGCGGCGGCGAGGGCGGCGCGCUGGACCGGUACAUGGGGAACGUGGUGACCUACACCUCCCGCGAGGCGAGCGUGGAGGAGGUGCUCGGCGCGCCGCUGCACGCCGUGGCGGGCAUGGUGCGCGCGGCGAUCACGGCGGCGAUGACCAGGGACAGGUUCCAGCAGCUGGUGGACUGGAUGGAGACGAAGAAGGCGGCGGCGUUCAAGGACGGCGGGAAGUGGACGGAGGCGGUGAACCUCGGCCUCGGGAGCCCGGCGAUGGUGAUCUCCGGCCUGCUCCCGUUCGCCAUCGACGGCGACAUGGGGUUCGGCAAGCCGAGGCUGGUCAUGCCGUGGCUGCAGCACGGCAGGCUGGGGUCGGCAUCGGCGACGGUGGUGCCCAGCCCGGCCGGCGACGGGUCGUGGUUCUUCGCCGGCACGAGGUUGUGGCCGCGGCUGCUGGAGGUGGUGGAGGCCGCCGGCCCGGAUUGCUUGCUGAAGCCGGCGACGGCGGCGAGCCUGGGGCUCGCUUACCCCGCCGGCGCCCAUGGUUCCAGAUUGUGAUGAGCUCGCAGUUUAGCAGUUUUUUGCUUGUAAUUUAGGUGAAUCUUGGAAAAUAAUUCGGAAAUUUUGAACCAUUUGUAUAUG
This is a messenger RNA of Oryza sativa Japonica Group (Japanese rice), 1984 nucleotides long. Its product is annotated as hydroxycinnamoyl-CoA:5-hydroxyanthranilate N-hydroxycinnamoyltransferase HHT4. The record is from RefSeq and is a predicted model, not a curated record. NCBI's taxonomy places the organism in Eukaryota, Viridiplantae, Streptophyta, Magnoliopsida, Poales, Poaceae. Gene Ontology annotation, molecular function: acyltransferase activity, transferring groups other than amino-acyl groups.